Messenger RNA from Lodderomyces orthopsilosis Co 90-125, 1956 nucleotides. RefSeq lists its product as uncharacterized. NCBI's taxonomy places the organism in Eukaryota, Fungi, Ascomycota, Pichiomycetes, Serinales, Debaryomycetaceae. Bases 1 to 1956 code for a protein of 651 amino acids. The transcript has a single exon. The record is from RefSeq and is a predicted model, not a curated record.
AUGGGAUCGAGUGAAGAUGAUGAAGUCCUCAAAAUAUUGGCUUCAGUUAGAAUUCACAAGCUGAUCGAUGAUUCUCAACUAAGAUAUCUAGCUCAACAAGAGGAAAAGGGAUAUCUGGAGCGUGUAAUUCGUGAGGUCUUGAAUAUAAUUUUUGAGCUUGGCCGUAGGUCGUUGUCAGAAUCGGUCAAGCUCACAUUGGUAAAGUGUUGUUUGAAUCCAUCCUGCGAUAUGUCAAUACAAACUUUGCUUAACAUAUUGGCAAAUUUGGGUCCAACUCAAAAUCGUGCCCACGGAAUAAAAGAAAUUCCGUCUAAAAAGGUUUCUGUUGAAUUACAAGUGGAAGUCUUGAGUCAAAUCAUGAAGAAUUUGGACUUCUUUGUACCUACUAUUCAAAAAUACGUAUCCAUUCUACUACCAAUACUAAGAAAACUAUUGUCGUAUGAAUUUUUGAGACUUUAUAUUUCAAGCUUAUUAAAGUUCAUUUUUCUUCAAAAUCCAGCCGCAGUCGGAUUUUGUCGAAACUGGAAGAAACCGGAACUGCUUCAUUUCACGAGAAAAUGGGAUUAUAAUUUGAUCAAGGACUUGCAAAUCAAAUUUCCCACAGAUCCAAAUUUGCGAGAGCUAGUUGAAGUGAUUGACGCGAUCACCAAUCCCAAUCCACCUCCUUUCACAUUGUAUACAAGUGUUAUAGAGACUAAAACCGGUGUAUCUUGUUUGAGGUCGUUGGAAGAAAACUCUAAGCGCAGAAAGAUUGGACCAGCUUCGAAAUGCAAUGUGACUCGCAACUCGGGGGAUGUAGCGAUAUCAAUUGGUUUGCCCAGUGGUCACCAGGAAACAUUGGUGAAGCAUAUGUUUGCGGUGCAGCUAUGUGCAAAUAAGUUGAAUUUAGUUGAGGUAGAUAAUUAUUUCAAAAUUACAUCGUUUCAAGACAAAGAUUUUUGCGAUCAUUGGAUCGUCCGUGUCUUGUGGUGUUAUCGACAUUUUAAUAAAAAGGACUUCUUUAUAAGCCUGAUAAAUGAAUUCGUUUUAAAUUCGAAUGAGGACAAGGACUGGCCUCAAUUGUUUCACCAUAGAGUUAACUUCAUACGACUUAUAAAGACAAAUGUCUCCGAAAUGCGGUCAAUGAUUAUAAAUGAUAAGAAGAAGUUACAAACAUACCAUUUGCAAGAUCCUCAUCUAUAUCUGCGCUUGUGUGAGAAAUAUAUUAUGGAAUUUCUAUCGUUGUUUGACGUUGAUUUUCCAGGUAGUUUUGAAUUUUUGGAAGAGAUUACUUUAAUACUAUUGGAUCUUAGUCAAUUCUGCCCUAGGAUUCGCAGUAUAAUGGUAAGAAAAAUACUUUUAUUGUACAAGAGACUACGUGUGACUGAUAAACUGUUUUAUGCGAAUCUCACAUUACCACGCUCGGUCGUCUACCUUAUGUUGCUCCACGGUGACUUGAACCUAUUGGAUGGUAUAUGUUUCCACAUUGCUGAAGAAAAGAGGCUUCACUACACGGAUGACAAGUUACGUAGGAUACAAAACUCCUUCACAAUGGAUAUUGUAAACAUGAUUUGGAGAGGAAGAUUUCUCAGUUUCGAUGGGCGACGAGACUCGUCGCAUAAGGCGCUUUUUUUCAAUUCUUGCUUAUUGCCCAAGAUACGCAAUUCAUGUUUGGCCAGCAUUGGGAUUGGCGAUGUUGGAAGUAUAUUGAUGAGCCCGGUAUUUGUCUUCAUUGCGACUAAGAGUGUGCGACGGUUGGAAGAUCAACAUAACCUUGAUGCGAGAAUUGAGGGUCCUCUUACAGAAGAGAAUAUAGCAUUCAUGCAAACCGAUGAUCGAACUCAGUGGUUACAAUUGAGUCGAGAAUCAAUAAAGCUAGAAGUUCUUAGGACCCUUGAUCUGAAGGGUUUUACAGGUGUCUGUGAUAUGUUGUUCAAGUCUUUAAAGUCAUUGUCCGGAGCAAGAGGCAGGGAAUAA